AUGACUUGUGCUAUGGACUGGACAUAUGUUGGGCCAGACCCUACCUUCUACGAUGUGUGGAUUGCACGAACCAUAACUGGUAAUACAUUCUCUAAGAUUGGCUCGGACGGGAACUGGAAUUCGGCGUGGAAUCUCUUCUGGGACGAUUCGACUGCCCGGGAGAGAUAUCAAAAUCACAAGCCCUUCCAAGUAUUUUCAUGCUGGAAUAGCGCCACAGCCUUCACAGCGAAACCAUUAUUAAAGCAGAAAAUUGCAUUCCGUUCAGCCAACAAUGAAGAGUGCUUUCAAGGCGAACCUAGACUGUGGUGCAAGGACAUGUGGCAUUUGGGAUACGGGAAGAUUGCCGUUAUCCCAACAGUAAAUGUGGAGUAUAGUGAUGAGGCAACGAGGAAGAUCAAGGAUUUGAAAGGCUAUGUCUCGCAUUGGGUACCCCAAGAUAGCACGAUUGACACGGCGGAUUGGAUCAAGUGGAAGGCAGAUCCUCCCGCUGAGGUCAAGUGUAUUACAGAUCCGGACUAUUCAGCUCAACAUUUUGUUCCUUGGGACCAAGUUGUGAACGAUUUCUUCUCCCUCGGGACUCCACAUCACAUUCGAACCCUGCAAAUCAACAGCACCGAGUUGGAGCUGAUCCAUGAGCUAUUUAUGGACGUAUAUGAGCAACAUGAUCAGCAAUUCAAGGUGUUGACUUUCCAGGAAGCGAAGGGCGUUGUGGGGAUCAGUUAUCUCAAGAUGAACGACCACACUCAGUUGACCUUAUUAACAAUUGCAGGUUGUCGAGGCCUUUUCGUCUUCGAUCACAGGCAUUAA
Molecule: messenger RNA, 807 nt
Organism: Lachnellula hyalina
Lineage: Eukaryota; Fungi; Ascomycota; Leotiomycetes; Helotiales; Lachnaceae
Product: Alpha-1,3-mannosyltransferase
Exons: 2
Coding region: 1-807 (268 amino acids)
Source: RefSeq, a predicted model, not a curated record